Messenger RNA from Meloidogyne enterolobii, 576 nucleotides. The record is from the annotation of a GenBank genome assembly. NCBI's taxonomy places the organism in Eukaryota, Metazoa, Nematoda, Chromadorea, Rhabditida, Meloidogynidae.
AUGAAUCCAAUUGAUGGGACAACAAACUUUGUACACAGAGUUCCUUUUUUGGGUAUCUGUGUUGGGCUUACAAUUGGUAAACAACUGCGUGCUGGCAUUGUAUAUAAUCCGAUCACCGAUGAGCUUUAUUCCGCUCAAACCGGACGAGGGGCAUUCAAAAAUGGUUUUCAAAUACAUGCUUCUUCUGCGAAAAGUCUCAAAGAAGCUGUCAUUUGUCAGUCUCAGGGAAUCCAUAACAUUCGCGAAAAGGGUCAAGCGUGGUUGGAUCUUAUGCUUGAAAAUCAGCGAAAGUUAAUUCUUGCAGGCAUUCACGGUAAUCGGAGCUUUGGAGCAGCAUCGAUAAAUAUGGUGUAUUUGGCAGAAGGUUCGAUUGAUGCUUAUGUCGAAUGCGGACUUCACUCAUGGGAUAUGGCUGCAUCCGUUGUCAUUGUGCGUGAAGCCGGUGGUACAGUAAUUGAUCCAACAGGUGUCCCGUUUGAUUUGAUGAGCCGUAAAGUACUUUGUGCGGGUACACCCGAAUUGGCCAAGGAGUUUAGUGAGCUUCUCAAGCAUAUGGAUUUUGCACCAGAAAUAUAA